This is a messenger RNA of Formica exsecta, 1761 nucleotides long. RefSeq names its product ribonuclease P/MRP protein subunit POP5 (gene Pop5). Gene Ontology annotation, biological process: tRNA 5'-leader removal. Bases 126 to 578 code for a protein of 150 amino acids. Gene Ontology annotation, molecular function: ribonuclease P RNA binding. Gene Ontology annotation, cellular component: ribonuclease P complex. NCBI's taxonomy places the organism in Eukaryota, Metazoa, Arthropoda, Insecta, Hymenoptera, Formicidae. The transcript has 5 exons. The record is from RefSeq and is a predicted model, not a curated record.
ACAUGAUAUGUCAGUUAGGGCUGUGUGAAUUGGUGUGAAUCUGUGAAUUGGUCUGCUAUGUAUUUUGAUAUUGCUACUUUCUACUACUUGAUUUUAGGUACAGAAAGUGUAAAAUAACCUAAAACAUGGUUCGCUUCAAAAAUAGGUACAUUGUUCUUGAAAUUACACCACAUAGCAAUGAUGAUAAGCAAUUAAUGUUGAAAAAUACAGCUCUCUCUCAUGCAGUUCAACAAAAGAUCCAACAGUUGUACGGUGAUUUUGGGGUGGCAGCGAUAAAAGAUGGCUUUGAUGCUAAAUAUUGCAAUUCAUAUACGAAAAUAGCACUGGUAAAGAUUAGACAUGGUCCUCACAAAUUCGUACUGCGAGCUAUUCCAUUAAUAAACGACAUAGGCGGACGGUUAGUUAAAACGAGCAUUCUAUAUGUUGGGGCAACUAUGAAACAUUGUUUCCUUUUUAUCAGAAAACAUCAAGAAAAAAAGCUGGAACAAAUAUGGUCAAAAUUACGAACAGAAACUGAGAGAAAGGAAAUGGAGACAGUUCUGAUGACCUUGACACCUGCUAUGAAAGACUUCAAGUAAAAAUUCUUUUUCUUCGAGAUGAUCUCCAGUAAAGAUUUCGUUAUCUGCAGCAGAUAUCUUUUAUGAUUGUCGGCAACAGGGAUCGUUGCUAUCUCUCGCCAGUUGUCGCUGUUCAUUGCUGGCUGGCUGGAAAUCACAAAGCCACAAACCACUGGAAACCUCUUUCAGUCAGAGAGAAGGCUUCACGGCUUCAUUGUGCCUAUCUUCAGACCGCCACCAUCGCGGCAUCCCGCGUUAUUCCGCUUCCGCCGUCUAUGGUCGUCGGUCGUGCAUUUACCGCUCGUUCGGAUUAAUUCGGAUCAUUUCGUAUCGUUCGGAGCAGCAGCUGAUGGCAUCCCGCUCGGCUUCACCAUUUCGCGAAUCCAGAAAUUCGUACGUGUGCGCGCGAGCUAGGUAAAAGAAAAGAAAAAAAAAAGAAACAAGAGAAAAACAAACCGAGUGUACAUAACACGCAUCAUACAUCUUGAGAGCAACCGAACUCUCGAUUUGAAAUCGGACGUUCGCUCUCGCCGGAUAUAGUUGAUAUACGUGACUAUUCUCGGUACUCUCGCUCCGUAAUCGUUCCAUUUUCAUCCGACUACAGACAUUUUAACGGACAACGAAGAGGCCCCUCUCCCCUGUGUAUCAACACAGUCGUCGAUCUUCCAGGAUAGUGUUAUCGUUCGACCGCACAGUUAUCUGAAAUAGUUAUCACUCCGACGUACACACACCGGCGAGUUCGAGGUAAGCGAUCCAUUUCUUUUCCAUUCGCGCUAUCGAUCUCUCCCCGUGUUUGGACUCGCUCCUACCCUCGGUGAUCGGAUCCACCCUUCUACGAGAGGUUAUGGCUUCGAUGGUGAUCGUCGGGUUUGUUUCUUAAUAACACCCCUGCGGAAAUUCAUUUUAAUCCCUGAGCAUUGGCGCGCGAGGCUUUCUCAAUGUGGAAUUUUUUAAAAUCAUUAUCGUAAAAAAUAUUACGAGAUACGUCGAAUAUUAUGUAUUAAAAUGUCAAUAAUGUAAAUAAAAUGCAUACUCUUAUAUAUAGUUUUUAAAUGACUGACAUGUUGCGUACAUCCUGCGUCAUUAGCGUCACGAAGAUAUGCGCCAGUGCUUAAGGAUUAAUUAUCUAUUUUUUUCUUGUGAUAUAUUGAAGAUCGAAUUAUAUUAAUGCAUUUUGAGGAAUAAAAUAGUAAUAUUUAUCAAU